AUGAACCAAUAUAAUAUAUCCACUGAUCAAUUAGCUCUUCUUUCCCUAAAAUCACAUAUCAUUACGGACCCGUUUCACUUCUUGGAUGAAAGUUGGUCUCCAGCUACGUAUGUUUAUCAUUGGGUUGGAGUCACUUGUGGCUCUCGUCACCAGAGAGUGAGAUUCUUGAAUCUUUCCAACAUGGCUCUUACCAGCGUAAUACCCCGUGAACUUGGGAACCUCACAUUUCUUGUUUCUCUUGACUUGGGAAGUAACAGUUUCUGUAGAAAUUUGCCACAAGAAAUGGCACACUUAGGUCGGCUUAAGUUUCUUGAUUUAAGUUUCAACGGCUUCAGCGGGAAGGUUCCUUCUUGGUUUGGUUUCUUACACCAACUUCAAGUUCUAAAUCUUGGAAAUAAUAGUUUCACUGGUUCAAUGCUUCUUCAUUUUCUAAUAUUUCCACACUUGAGACUUUGA
Messenger RNA from Capsicum annuum, 456 nucleotides. Its product is annotated as LRR receptor-like serine/threonine-protein kinase EFR. The record is from RefSeq and is a predicted model, not a curated record. Gene Ontology annotation, molecular function: protein binding. The transcript has a single exon. The coding region runs from base 1 to 456 and encodes 151 amino acids. NCBI's taxonomy places the organism in Eukaryota, Viridiplantae, Streptophyta, Magnoliopsida, Solanales, Solanaceae.